Molecule: messenger RNA, 671 nt
Organism: Clupea harengus (Atlantic herring)
Lineage: Eukaryota; Metazoa; Chordata; Actinopteri; Clupeiformes; Clupeidae
Gene: ccl27a
Product: C-C motif chemokine ligand 27a
Biological process (GO): immune response
Cellular component (GO): extracellular region
Molecular function (GO): chemokine activity
Source: RefSeq, a predicted model, not a curated record
GUUCAGCCCAUGCGAUAACCCGGGAAAAGUGUGUGGGUCUCACGGGGGUCGCUGUGCCGCCCCUGGCGUGUGCUGCAGUGCAGCUCAGCAGGUGUCUACAAGCAACAGGAUUCUCACACACUUCAGCGAUGGACAUCAGAGUGGUCUCUCUAAUCAUCCUCUGCGCCGUCUUCAUCAGCAUCGAUGGACACCCUCCUAAGUGCUGUGUGGCUGUUUCCAAGCGCAUCCCACGCCACGUGCUCAAGGACAUGCUGAGGUACGAGGUGCAGCGCAGCUCAGGACUCUGUGACAUCGACGCCAUCAUAAUAUACACACGGAGGAUAAAACGAGUCUGCGCCCAUCCAAGGAUUAAGAAACAUCUGGAUCUACUGAUGAAAAAGGAACGGCAUCUCGCCAUGAAGAUCGCAGCACCAUGAGCCCUGAGCUUAAGGACUGGACACCUGGGGAUGACUUUGCUGUUCCAUGUGUCUGAGUUUGGGCAUUCUGCUUCUUAUUGCACCAUAAGGAAAUACAAAUAAUCAAAUAAUGUACUACAGAGGAAAUGCUUUGAGUGCGGCAGCUGGAAAUUGACCCCUGUGUUUCAAAUAAGCCUUUCUUGCUUACUGUGUUUACAGUGUUUCAAAUAAGCCUUUCUUGCUUACCGGUGUUUAGGUGACUGAAUAAAGGUGACU